CCUAUUCGAUCGGCAAUGAAAUAAACACACUUCUUUUAUUCGCCUUAUCGUUCACCGUCUCGUUUGUGGUUGUAUAUCAGUAUCGUGAAGACGACCGGUGUAAAAUAGUACACCUCCACAUGCUUGUUGCGGUAUAAUUACGUUUAAUUCGUUCAAUUGCUCAUUCAUGCCUGACCGCAAGUGUUCAAAUGGUUCGUCCCGACAGUGGCAGCCAGUAGCAGUGCAAAAGCAAAAUUAAAGUGUAAAACCGAAAGCCACUGAGAGACUGCCGCCUCAAACGCACAUCCAUCAAGAAUCGCCAACGCGAAAAUUACAGCAUGGCAAUGAAACUAUUCCCGAACAGUUCACCGGCGCUGCGGAAUUUCAAUAAAUAUCUUCGGAAGAAUGUGAAAGACCAGUCCGCCAGUAUACUUCGCCUCUGGGCAACACAGUGUGAAUUCCUGUUUGCACAGCAACUACGGCGAAGCCAGCAGAUAUUUGCUCACUACGCUAAAAUUUGGGAGGAACGGGCGCUCCGUGAAUUGCUGAGGCGAGUCCGUGGUCAGGUGCAGCGACACGCCAAGGGAUUCAUUGUUUCAUCGGCCGCACUGCUUUCAUUCGAUUGGGAGCGUGAAAGGAUCGAGCUGGAUUCGGUGCAGGAACAUUUGGACGAUUUUCAGUUUCUCGAGCGUCUGCAGACGGAAACGAUAUUCUGCAAGCAAUGUGCAAAGCGGAGGCUUUUCGAUAGCAGAGUGGAUGGAAUAAGCUAUUGCAGCUGUCCGAGAAACGUAACGGAAAUGCUGUCCGUCGAGCAGAAUGCCUACACUGCCUGGGAGCCGUACAUUGAGCAGGAACGCAUGAUAACCUGGCGCCAGGAAAUAAAGCCCGGACUUUAUGCUUACAAAGUGUAUGUCGAGUAUCCCGACGUGACGGCCGAAGAUUUUCUCCACGUUCAGAUCGAUGUAGAAUAUCGAAAAAAGUGGGACAAUACGGCAGUCAACCUGGAAGUCAUCGAUGAGGAUUCUGUCAAGGGAUCAAACAGCCACGUUAUCUACUGGGAAGCUUUAUGGCCGAAGUUAUUUGCCAACCGCGACUACGUCUACAAUAGACGCUUCUUCGUUGAUCGCAACCGUCGAGUUAUAAUGAUCGUCAACAAGAGCGUGGAACAUCCAAAGUGUCCUACGAAAGCGCAUACCCAGCGUGUGCACGAGUACUGGAGCUACAUGGUUAUCAAACCUACUACCAGCUUCAACAAACCUGGCGUUUCCUUCGUUCUGACGUACUUUGACAAUCCUGGCCUAUCGAUACCGAAGUACAUUACCACCUGGGUGGCCAAGAAGCAAAUGCCCGACUUCUUGCAGCAACUACACCAGGCGACGGUGAAUUAUGCGAAAGCUAAAAAGCAGAACGAAACUCGCAUUAUUCAGUUUUGGGACAAACACAAGGAUCCUGGGUUUGAGUAUCCGCCCGACACGCUACUCGGAUAUAGUGCCGAGGAUUUCACGGAGGCACAAAAGCAAGAGGAAGAAUCUAGUCUACAGCAAGCCAACAAUAAUCCUUCGGUUGGAUCAACGAAUGCAGCUCUCGAAGCAGGAGGAGCAAAGUCCAAAUUAAGUCAGCAACUGUUUAUCGAUACGAAAAGCAAACCAAGCGAGACAACAACGGAACCAAACGACUGUACACCGGAAGAAUGUACGCCGAAAAAGAAAUCAUCUUGGUUGAGCUACCUGUAUUCCUACAUCUAUUUCGUCUGAAUUGCGCAAUCAAACUCAUCGGUAUCUUUUGCACUCUAUUAGAGUAGGAAGUUAAGUUUAGGCAGCAAAAGUAAAAACCCAAGACACGUCCACAUUUUGGUUUGACGGAAGUUUAUAUAAAACAAACCACCAAUCCAUCUAUCAAACAAGUUUUUCUGCAAACUGUAACUAUUCAGCGCACGAUUAAACUCGAUGAGAAAAGCUACUUGCAUAAAAAUACUGGAGAAGUUAUUUAAUUAGGCAAGGGACCCUUGUAUGUCCCGUAGAAUCGUAAAGUACCUUAGUAGUAAAGUUUUCAUACGGUUAAAUAAGAGCAGCGUGUCGGUAGCGGCGCCUUGAAGGAGAAAACGAAAGCAAUGCAAUAUUAUUUUUAUUAUAGUUGUUAUUUUUACUUCCUUUUAAUAUCAGUAGACGAAUUAAGUUUCGCGUUACGAUACUGUUAAAUGUGUCUACUAUUAACCCGUACUAUUGUUAGCGUGGAAUACAAAUGUGUUUUUU
This is a messenger RNA of Anopheles coustani, 2231 nucleotides long. RefSeq names its product stAR-related lipid transfer protein 7, mitochondrial. The record is from RefSeq and is a predicted model, not a curated record. The coding region runs from base 318 to 1733 and encodes 471 amino acids. Lineage: Eukaryota; Metazoa; Arthropoda; Insecta; Diptera; Culicidae. The transcript is spliced from 5 exons. Gene Ontology annotation, molecular function: lipid binding.